GACAAUCUGGCUUCUAACAUUCCAUACAACCACAACCACAACCACAACCACAUCAGUUAUGGGAUCAACAGAAUUAGAAGCGGAUUACAUUAUAGUGGGCGGCGGGCUGGCCGGGUGCGCGGUCGCCUCACGCCUGCAGCAACGCAGCCCAUCACUCGACAUUCUCAUUCUCGAGGCGGGCAGUGACCCCUCCAGCAACUCCAACACACAUUCCUUCCCGGGUGUCUUCUCGCUCCUUGGCUCUGAUCUCGACUGGACCUAUGGAACCGAGCCUCAGGCGAAUACGGGCAAUCGAGUGCACACUAUCCAUAGUGGGAAGGCCCUCGGAGGAGGAAGUGUAAUUAAUUUCGGUGGCUGGAGUCGCGGGGAUGCGACCGACUAUGAUGACUGGGCCAGAAUAGUCGGCGACCAGCGAUGGAGCUACGACGGUUUACUUCCGUACUUUCGCAGGUCGGAGUCGUUCUUUGACUCUAAAGCAGACCCCAAGCAACACGGAUUUGAGGGACCUAUUCAUGUUACUUCGGUUUCUGCUAGUGACCCCAACAGACGGUACCCCCUUCGGGAGCCAAUAAAGGAUGCUUGGAACGAGAUCGGGGUCCAAUAUAACCCCGAUGGCUGUUCUGGAAAUUUGUCUGGUAUCUCUGAGUUUCUAGAGACCUGGCGCGACGGAAAGCGUCAAGCAGCACACCAAGCGUACAGCUUGGAAGGUGUGCAGGUGGUUACGGAUGCUAUUGUUCACCGAGUCGAAUUUACGGACGGCGACCAGAAUGGACAAAAGACUGCUUCUGCAGUGCUCCUGUCGGAUGGCCGGCGCUUCAAUGCACGUAAGGAGGUCAUCCUGGCAGCCGGUACUCUCCGGACACCCCAGGUCCUCAUGCUAUCGGGAAUUGGACCAGCCAAUAUACUAUCCCGGCACGCAAUUCCAAGUAUCAUCGAUGCGCCAGAGGUCGGCAAAAACUUAAAUGAUCAUUUUGCGCUCUACCAGCUAUACAAGUUGCGCAAUCCAGAGCGUGGGCUCGCCCUAGGCAGCCCCGUCCUCUCAGACCCUGCGUUUAUGAAGGGCUUCCCUGGAGACUGGGUUGUUAACCAGGACGUACCGAGGGAUAUUCUGGGGGCAGCAACGCAUAAUGAUAACGUGCGAUUCGGCUCCCCUGCAGACGAAUCUUUCUUGAAACCUGGGCGACCGCUCGUCGAAACUCUAGUUGCCUAUGCUCCGGCUGGUGUACCUGGUGUUCCUAUGGAUGGCAGCUUCAUUAUGACCUCGGUCAUGUUACUCGCUUCAACGUCCCGAGGAACCGUCAGUAUUCGGUCGCCAUUACCCACGGACCCUCCCCUGGUCGACUCUAACUACUUUGACACGGAAGCUGAUCGUGUUACACUGAUCCACGGCAGUCGACGUACGAUGCAGGCUUUGCUGGACACUUCCGCCUUAGCAGAUUAUAUCGAAGCUGAGGUGCCUCCUCCCGGAAUGCCAGCUUUAUCAUCUCAAUCGUCGAAUGAUGAAUUCGAGACACGGAUCCGGGCGACUGGUCUGGCCCACCACCACCCAGCAGGUACUGCCGCCAUGGGCAAGGUAGUCGAUCCGGACCUCCGCGUCUUCGGUGUCCAUAAUCUUCGCAUUGUAGAUGCGAGUAUACUGCCGCUGAGUAUCGGUGGACACCCGCAGGCGACUCUUUAUGCAGUUGCCGAGCAGGCUGCAGACAUUAUUCUCGGGGCCGACGCUCAGGCAUGAUCGCCAUUCAUGCGGUCAUCAACAUGUUGGUUUGAUAGUUUGCUUUCUCUAUGUACACUUAGUUACCAUCGCCUAUUCCCUGAGCUCAUGGGUUCAUAGAGUCCUCAGUCAAGCGCUUUGACUUUCAACCAAAAGACAUUGUGAAUAGACAGUCUUACAGGUAGACGCAUGUCUAUAAAUCCAAAACCCAGUCUAAAUUCCAUUUAACCAUCACGGUGCCCCAAAACCAUCAAUUUGAGUGUGAAACAAUCAAUAUUGUGACUGCCUGUCGGUCAUGGAAGCACAUCCUAGUUCAUCAUGUACUUACGACUAUCUGCAUGCCAGGUAAUUGCACUAAGUUGGCAAUCUCAGCGGCAAUGGCGGAGCCAUCUCAAAUGAUGAUCCUUCGCCUAGUAGUUCCGGGCAUUUCAUGGAUAUAGCAGGGUACCUUGAUUAAGCCACCAAUCAGCUAUCUAUGUGACUCGUCAUUGGCGCAACUGAAAGCUCACUUGCGCACUCUAGGAUCCUGGAUACAUACUAGGACUACCGGGUGAAUCCUACGUCGUGC
This is a messenger RNA of Aspergillus caelatus, 2279 nucleotides long. RefSeq names its product GMC family oxidoreductase. NCBI's taxonomy places the organism in Eukaryota, Fungi, Ascomycota, Eurotiomycetes, Eurotiales, Aspergillaceae. The transcript has 2 exons. The coding region runs from base 59 to 1732 and encodes 557 amino acids. Gene Ontology annotation, molecular function: oxidoreductase activity, acting on CH-OH group of donors; flavin adenine dinucleotide binding. The record is from RefSeq and is a predicted model, not a curated record.